ACAUACCAUCUGUGAACGUCAGCGACAGCACACAAACUAUAUUUAAUAUAGUUAGUUAUGAUGAUAACACGAUUGUCAUCCAUAUAAUUCGUCCAGAUUCAACAUACCCUAUUGAAAAUGGUAUACUUUGGGUUGAUAAAUAUUUGUCACUUCGAACGAUUUAUCCCGAUGGAAGCGUUGUACCUGUUGAUAUUAAAUUGGAUAUACAAGACUUUAACUUUUGUAUCUUGGAUAUUAACGGAAAUCAGGCGAGUCCCAUUAGAAUUUAUCCUAUAAGGAGCAAUUUUCUGAUAGUGACUUAUGCGGAAACCACGAAUUUAACUGAUCCAUUAAGUUAUACUGAUUGUGCAAUGGUUGUUGACUUAAAUGGAAAUAUUUACAGUAAUAUUACAUUUGGUCCGAGUUUUGUUGAUGUUGCUACGAAUCGAUGGAUCCCUGACCGAGCUAACAUUAUUGCCAACUUUGAUCCCGACAAAAAAUUUACCCGUUUCACACCUUUAACAAGUUCUACUUAG
Molecule: messenger RNA, 515 nt
Organism: Funneliformis mosseae
Lineage: Eukaryota; Fungi; Glomeromycota; Glomeromycetes; Glomerales; Glomeraceae
Source: the annotation of a GenBank genome assembly